Molecule: messenger RNA, 1593 nt
Organism: Eimeria acervulina
Lineage: Eukaryota; Apicomplexa; Conoidasida; Eucoccidiorida; Eimeriidae
Product: TCP-1/cpn60 family chaperonin, putative
Exons: 9
Biological process (GO): protein folding
Cellular component (GO): chaperonin-containing T-complex
Molecular function (GO): ATP binding; ATP hydrolysis activity; ATP-dependent protein folding chaperone
Source: RefSeq, a predicted model, not a curated record
GCUAGCAAGGCGAUAGCAGACAUCGUGCGGACGACUUUGGGCCCCUCAUCGAUGCUGAAGAUGUUGUUAGAUCCGAUGGGUGGUAUUGUCAUUACUAAUGACGGGAACUCAAUUCUUAGAGAAGUAGACGUCGCACACCCUGCAGCGAAGUCUUUGAUAGAAUUAUCGAGGAGUCAAGAUGAAGAAGUAGGCGACGGCAGCACUUCUGUUGUAGUUUUAGCUGGAGAGUUAUUGUCUUGUUCUUUAGAUUUAUUAGAGAAGCAGCAGCUACAUCCUGUGAUAAUUGUUCAAGGGUUUAUGAGAGCUCUGGGAGAUGCUUUAGAUUUUCUUCAAGAUAUUUCCAGCUGUAUAGACACCUCAGAUUAUAACCAACUUAUGAACGCAUUAACUGCUUGCUUAAGCUCAAAGUUCGCAAGCAGAUGGGGGGGCCUUCUUGAAGAUAUUGCAGUUAAAACUGUUAAAAAAAUUCAGAGAACGCUUCCUUCAGGAAAGAUUGAUAUCGAUAUCAAGAGAUAUGCAAAAGUAGAGAAAGUCCCCGGAGGAGAGAUAGAAGACAGCUGCAUGUUAGAUGGUUUGAUGCUAAAUAAAGAUGUUACACAUCCGAAGAUGAAGAGGCUGAUCCACAACCCAAAGGUGCUGUUGCUGGACUGUCCUUUGGAGUAUAAGAAGGGGGAGAGUCAGACGAGUGUAGAAGUAACGAAAGAAGAAGAAUGGUCUCAGUUGUUAGAGCAAGAAGAAAGAGAAGUAGAGUGUAUGUGCAGUUAUAUAAUAAACAGCGGUGCGACGCUGGUAAUAACAGAGAAGGGUGUCUCUGACCUUGCGCAGCAUUUCCUAGCUAAAGCAGGUAUUAGCGUCAUCAGAAGAGUCCGCAAGACAGACAAUAAUCGCAUCAGCAGAGCUACAGGAGCUACUAUCGUCUCAAGACCUGAAGAAAUACUUCAAAGUGAUUUAGGAACCCAUUGCAAACUCUUCCAAGUUAAAAAAAUCGGGGAUGAAUACUUUAGCUUUUUGUUGGAUUGCAAAGAAGGAACUGCAUGCACCAUUUUGCUCAGAGGAGGCAGCAAAGAUGUUCUCAAUGAAGUUGAGAGAAAUCUGCAAGACGCACUGAACGUCGCUCGCAACAUUUUGCUCGAAGGCCGAAUGGUGCCGGGAGGAGGGGCAGCAGAAAUGGCUGUAGCAGCAAGGCUACACCGCAAAGCAAAAAGUAUUGACUCUGUACAACAAUAUGCAUAUAGGGCUGUCGCCUCAGCUUUGGAAGUGAUACCCAGAACACUUGCACAAAACUGCGGGGCAAACGUCGUUAAGGUGAUGACAGACUUGCGAGCUAAGCACAGCAAUUUGGAGUCUGCUGCUGCUGCAUGCAUCGGCGUCGACGGGGAGACAGGAGAAGUCUGCGAUAUGUCAAAGAAGAUGAUAUGGGAUUGCCUCGCUGUUAAACAGCAAAUCUAUAAAGCAGCAAUUGAAGCAGCAGCAAUGUUGCUGCGCAUCGAUGAUGUAUUGUCUGGCGUGCGUAAAGACGCAAAGGGAGGCCCAGAAGGAGGAGAGGGUGCACCAGAAGAUAUGGAGACAUUCGGAGAUGCACGCGACGGCUGA